Messenger RNA from Aquila chrysaetos chrysaetos, 1785 nucleotides. It is a transcript of the gene SCCPDH, whose product is annotated as saccharopine dehydrogenase (putative). Gene Ontology annotation, cellular component: lipid droplet; plasma membrane; mitochondrion. NCBI's taxonomy places the organism in Eukaryota, Metazoa, Chordata, Aves, Accipitriformes, Accipitridae. The record is from RefSeq and is a predicted model, not a curated record. The transcript has 10 exons. The coding region runs from base 16 to 1614 and encodes 532 amino acids. Gene Ontology annotation, biological process: glycolipid biosynthetic process.
GUGGGACCAAUAAGGAUGGCCUCUCUCUACAAACCGUUGUUGCUUAACUGCUGGGCUCCAAAACCUCUCGGCCGUAUCUUGGUAUACUUUUAUUUGUUCGCGGUAUGUCAAAAAUCCCCUGAGAGCGAGCACCUCCCCCUCCCUCCUAGCUGCUGCAACGAGACCAAAGGUUAUCUCUCCCCCGGCGGGGGCCGAGCCGCCGCUGUCACCGGCGGUACGCGGCAGCGGCCCAGUGCCUGCGUUGGGAGCGGGGCAGGGCUGUGCACCGCCGGGGCCCGGCAGGCCCGGAGCCCCGCCCGCUGCUCGGCACCGCAAGCCCCAACCGCCGCAAGGGCCGUAACGCCCGCCCCGCGGCCCGGCCUCGCGUCCCGCCCCCGCCGGCAACGGGCGGGGACCUGGGCGGGACGGUGUGAUACCGGCCGCUGCCUGGCGCCGGCAGGCAGCGCGGCGGUUCCUCUCCCCAUGGCGGCCGGCGGCGGUGGCGGCGGCGGCGGGGCGCCCGAGCGGCCCUACGAGCUGGUGGUGUUCGGGGCCUCGGGCUUCACCGGCCAGUUCGUGGUGGAGGAGGUGGCGCGGGCGGCGGCCGGCGGGGAGCUGCGCGGCGCCCUGCGCUGGGCCGUGGCCGGGCGCAGCCGGGAGAAGCUGCAGGCGGUGCUCGAGCGGGCGGCCGAGAGGCUGGGGAAGGCGGCGCUCGGGGCGGAGGUCGGCGUGCUGCUGUGCGACGUGGGCGACGCGGCCUCGCUGGCCGCCGUGGCGAGGCAGACCCGGCUGGUGCUCAACUGCGUGGGCCCGUAUAGAUUCUUUGGAGAGCCUGUGGUAGAAGCUUGUGUUGAAAAUGGUGCAAGCUGCAUUGACAUCUGUGGAGAACCCCAGUUUCUGGAAGGAAUGUACCUGAAAUACAACGAAAAAGCUGCGGAAAAGGGAGUGUAUGUCAUUGGAAGCUGUGGCUUUGACUCUAUACCAGCUGAUAUGGGAGUACUGUACACCAGAGACAAGUUGAAAGGUACCUUAACUGCUGUUGAAAGUUUCCUGAAGGUGAAAUCUGGGCCUGAGGGCUCUUGUGCACAUGAUGGGACCUGGAAAUCAGCUGUUUAUGGCCUUGCGGAUCAAGACAACCUGAGGAAGCUUCGAAAAAAGAUAGGAUAUGCCCCUGUUCCAGUAGUUGGUGCAAAACUUAAAAGCAGAGGACUUGUGUUUUACAAUCAGGAAUUCAAAGAGUACUCCAUUCGAUUCAUGGGAUCUGAUGGUUCCGUUGUGAAACGGUCUCAGUGUUACUUGCACACAGAGUUGCAGGAAACGCCUGUGCAGUAUGGCGCUUAUGUGAACAUUGGUGGUCUUGGCUCUGUUAUCAAGCUGAUGUUUGCCGGCAUUUUCUUUCUUCUUCUUGUGAAGUUUAGCUUUGGAAGAAAACUUCUGACAAAAUACCCGGAAUUUUUCUCUGCUGGAUUCUUCACAAAGAAAGGACCAACCCAGAAACAGAUGGAUGGAACCUCUUUUACAAUGACUUUUUUUGGCGAGGGUUACAGUGAGGGGCAAGACCCCCAGUAUGGCAAACCAAAUGUAAAGAUCUGCACUGAAGUGAAAGGACCAGGUAUGUAUGUCAGUAGCAGCUAACUGCUUUUGCCUUACAUUCCCUACUCGAAAAUAAGUUUAUGGUUCCAAUGGUAUUCACCCUUGAGGAGCACUUGCAGCAUGGACAAAGUCAACAGCCUUUACAGACUAUUACCUUGGAUAGUAGCAUUCACUGUGAGCUGUUUUUUGAAAUAGCCACUUCAUUUGCUGCCU